AUGUCGUUGGAGGGUCCGAUGCCGUCAUCUGCGGGACACCUGCCGUCCCCAUUCACCAAUCCACAGGACAUGGCGUCAAUAUCAGGACCCGAUGGCCUCUCGUCACCCUUCGGCAGCCUCGAUGGCCACCGCCUUUCAUCCCACCCCGUGGCUUUGGGUCUCUUGAGCCCCAGCGAUAUCGUCGGCCCUUCGCCCGUGACAUCCAACGGCACCGAAACCACCGAGAUCGAGGACGAUGUGUCGGACGAGGUGCACCUCGCCCACACGGCCGAUGCCGUUGUCACUCGUCGCUCCGAAGUUGGUAGAGCCAGUCGAACGGUGUCAACAUCAUACACGACGGUCCCACCAAUUUCGACGGAUGUCAACCCAGUGCGAUACAGCGUCGACAGUGCCACCCCUCGAGCCCAAGACGUGCAAGACAUGUUAACCGGCGAUGAGGGCCGGCCGCGGUCGAGGAGUGUAAGUGCGAGUGGUCUCGAGAAGAUCGACGAGCAGACCGAGGCAGAGGGUGAAGACGAUGAGGACGAGAACGAGUAUUCGGCCAUGGCCGGGUUGAGACAAGCUCAGGCCCACGACGAGAUCACGGCCCUGCGCACUGCCCUCCAUGAGUGUUGGACGCUGUGCAACACCUUGGCCAACCUGAGCUCCAUCCACCGCACUCGAGUGUUCAACAGUUCGGGAACUCCGGAUGCGCACGAGAAAGCGUGGAAAACGUGCUGGCAGCUCUGCCAGCGCCUUUACAACAACCAGGACGACGACGCCGGAUCAUUGCAAGUACGGGUCAAUCUCGACCUCUGCCGGGACUUUUGUCAAGCUCUGUUCGAUAUCCGACAGAGAAAGCACGAGACGGACGACUCCGUCUUGCGGGUCAGCUUCGAGCUCAACAACCACCUGUACAGCGCGCAGGACAGGCGCAACCUCCCGGAGGCUUUCAGGGAGAGGACCCUAGACUUUUACAUUACUCUUUGCCACCGCCUCAUGAAGCAGCGCAACGAGCUGGCGGAGGAAACGGACCAGCUCUUGAGCGCAUGCUGGACCUUGGCGGAGAUGCUGUUUAGCCUCCGUCAACGCAAGCGGGAUGACCGCUCACCCGACCACGAGCUUCUCGGUUCCGCCGUUCAGGCGUGCUGGGACCUGUGCGAUAUUUUCCGCGACGGCUGGACUCAAAUCCGACCGGACAGGAACACGCCACGACCAAGCCAGGCGAGCUUCUUCUCCCAACAGCCGACGGAUCUGACUGGACGCGAGAGCCAGCAAUCCAGCCGUUCGUCCAUGCAUUCGAAACGCGAGAGUGUGAAGAGCAGCCACGACGAACGACAGCCAAAUCCUGCGCCCGUCCCGGAGACGCCCGUGACGGAGUUUGAGGACACCCCCAUUUCUCCCGAAAGCCGCUCCCCCCAGGCACCCAACAUCAUGGUUCUGGGCGACAGUGGCCGUGGUGGGAGGUGGUCGAGCAACGCAUCCAACAUGUCGAGCUAUUCUCGCAGCACCAACCGCACCUCCAGCACCGCUACCACGACCGCCGCCAGCGAAGACCCCAACGUAUCCAGAAGCAGGCUUCUUGUUCUCCGAGCGGCCAUGAACCUGGGCUUCGACCGGGACGCCAUGACGGAUCCAAAGGCAGGUGCCGCAUCCCUGCAAACGUUUGUCCAAGCACUGCCUGCGUCAUCCUUCGGCACACUUCCCAGCCAUGCAGCCCUUCUGCAGCAGUACAAGAGCUCGGUUCUCACGGAUGCCUUCAUCCCCCGCAACCACCCGACUCCCACCCGAGGCAAGCGCGUCUCGGCUCGCGACAUGGCACAGAGCGUUCACGCUAUGAGCAAUAGCUCGUCACGAUACGCCUACCUACGCGAGCUGUUCCAUUUUGUUUUCAAGUUUCCCCUUGAUGAGGUUGAGUCCCGAGGCAACGUCAGCAUCGUCGUCUGA
This is a messenger RNA of Drechmeria coniospora, 1926 nucleotides long. RefSeq lists its product as uncharacterized. Lineage: Eukaryota; Fungi; Ascomycota; Sordariomycetes; Hypocreales; Ophiocordycipitaceae. The coding region runs from base 1 to 1926 and encodes 641 amino acids. The transcript is spliced from 5 exons. The record is from RefSeq and is a predicted model, not a curated record.